AAAGUUUUACUGAAAAGAAAUGUACAAAGACAGCUAUUCAAUUGAGGAUUAAUCACUAUGGCAACAGAAAUGUGGUGACUGAAAAGGGGGAGGAUGUAUUCUCCCCUCAGCUUCCUGUCAGCUGUCAUAUUCAACCUCUGCGGCAUGAAUUCAGGCCAAAAUAUAGACUGUGACCAGCUCUAAGAAACUAUAUCUGUAUUUUUAUAAAUUCGUACAAGAAUUGCACUAUAAAAGAAGACUUAAUCCUCUGAAUUGGAUGACAGACAUUUGGCACUCUUGCCAGUGUUUGACAGAGAAAUAACGGGAUGCUUUGUAGUAAAACCUGGAUUAAUGAAAAAUGAAGACAACACAGAAGACAACACAGCAGAGAAGAACAUUAUGAAGGGAAGACGAGAAAUGUUGGCAAACAGUAAUCAACACCACCUGUAUGUUAUGCAUCCUGUGACCCAGAAAAACAAAAAAAUACACAAAGUAGGUUCAACCACCUUCUUGGUUGGGAGGACACCCAAAGGAAUCCGCAGGAGACAGUUUGAAGAAAUGGUGUCCCACUUUAAUAUGGGAUCAGUGGAAGAACUUGCAGAACAUGUUGUAAAAGCUACAUCAGAAACAAGGCAGAAGAUGUUGAGGGAAUUCUAUAUUUCCAGGCAUCCAGAGAUGGAGUCUUUCUUCCCAGCUGAAAUAGCAGUACAGUCUUCACGUGACUGUGAGGAAAAAGAAUUGGGUACAACACACUCCAGAAAAAGAAAAUCCAUUGCUAAUUUUGGAAGAUCUAAGUCUAGACCUUCAUCAGCUAACGGACUACUUUGGAGCAGAACUACAGAAACACAGAGCCAGCAGAGCCAAAAAGUAGAAGUAGAGCAGAUUCACAAUGACUCCUACUUGCAAGAUGUGUGUGUUGAUGCAAAAUAUAAACAAUCACCCACUGUUGCUACUCAACAUAUCGAAAGGAGAAACAGUCAGGCAUUCAAGGAUUUUAUGGCAUUUGGCUCAUUAGGCAGUAAAUCAGAAAUAAUUGAGGUGCUGCCUGUAAAAAGUUGUGAAGGACAGCAGGGCUCAGAAGGAACACAGCUGCCAAGAAAAAGAUGCCUGUCUCAGUCAGCAAAUGGGGAGAGAAAAGCUCAUACUUGUAAGAAAAAGUCUUUUGUGGACUUACUUGGAGAUACCUCUAUUCUCAAUGACCUCUUCAGAAAUGAUGGAAGUGGGCCUACAGACUCACUAAGGAGAUUCCCUUCAGGGCAAGUAGAAAAAUCAAAGGAGAAACCAAAAGAUUUCUGGGACAUGCUGAGUGAGCAGAAUGAGGAGAGCCUCAGAAAGCUCACAGACAUAGCAGUCAUAGAGAAGCUAUGUGAAAAAGCACCUCCUCCCCUGGUAACAGAAGAGAGAGAAGUGCAUGAAAGUUCUCUUUGGAAAAAAAACGAAAAUUUUCUAUGGAAAAAGUACAGUCCAGAUGAUUCAGAUGGACCAUCCACUGCUACAUCUUGUAAUGUAGUAAAACAAAAGUUUUCUGUGUGACUUGCACUAUAAUUAUUUUAUUUGGAUAUUGAAAUUUCCACAGCUUCAGCAGUAUUCAGCAAAAUAUAACUUCAUGAAAUGAAAGGCAAAG
Strigops habroptila (Kakapo) is the source of this 1603-nucleotide messenger RNA. Its product is annotated as DNA excision repair protein ERCC-6-like 2. The coding region runs from base 331 to 1512 and encodes 393 amino acids. The transcript has 3 exons. NCBI's taxonomy places the organism in Eukaryota, Metazoa, Chordata, Aves, Psittaciformes, Psittacidae. The record is from RefSeq and is a predicted model, not a curated record.